CUUGGAGUAGGAUUGUUAUUGAUUGCCCCAAAUGUUUGCAUAGCAUCAGAACCCUUUCCGCGGAAUCUUCUCUGGACAGCACGUGCCAACGGAAUGCAGACAACCGACCAGUACAUAGUGCAAUCAUUGACCUUGUUCCCUCACACAUACUCCCCUGCAAUUUAGACUAAAUCGUCCAUCACCCCAUUCUUGCCUCCUAACCAUGAUGCAGUUGCUGCAACGGCCAUCAGAUCCGAUACCUGCUUUACGGGGCUGGCAUCCAGGAGAACAAGCUGUUCAGGCAAUCAUCCACCUCCCCGAGCGCGUUGCAAUUACAGCAAUUGUGGAUAGGUUGCCCGAGCAGCAUCGCAUUUUCCACACAAGCCGACUACAUUUCCUGCCAGUCACUACUCUGGACCAGCAAGGGAGACCGUGGGCAUCUAUUCUUUGCUCAAAUGAUGGGAUGCCAGGCUUUAUCUCAUCCCCUACGGAUGCUUUGCUAACGAUCAAAGCGCGUCUAUGGCCUGGAGAUCCAAUUAUUCAAAACUGCUCCCAGCUUCAUGAUGGAAAACCACUUUUUUCUGGGAUCGGGCUUGAGGUUUCGACUAGGAGAAGGAACAAAUUCGCUGGUCAUAUAUCCAAUGUUUUAUUGAGAGAUCUGGACGUCGAUCUUACUGUCAUAGUUACUCAAGCCCUGGGAUUGUGUCCGAAAUACAUCAAUAUCAGGUCGAUUAUGUCAUUCCACUGGGGCCGGUUUAGCCUAGGGGAUGGGGAGCGCCUGCCUGAUGACUCUGAUACAGCUUUCUUGUCCACGUCCUACGUGGCCGCCCAGGAAGAUGAAAACAUUUAUCCUUCUCGAGUUGGCGUCAAUCAUAGAGGGGGUCGUCCUGGAUUCGUCCGAGUGAGACCUUCCGAUGGGAAGACUCUCGUGCUCCCAAAUUAUGCCGGGAAUCGCAUGAUGAACUCACUGGGCGACAUACAUAUCACGCCAGUUGCUGGAAUUGUUUUCCCCUCGUUUUCCACUGGAUCAAUCUUGUAUCUUACUGGGAAAGCUGAGACCCUGUAUGGCGCAUCUGCGCGAGCAGUGAUGCCAAAUAUGAAUAUCAUCUCCAGCAUCUACGUCACUGGAUUUUCCUUUGUCGAAAACGCCAUUCCGUUGAGGGAGACAGGGCCAGCGGAACGUAGCCCCUAUAGCCCACCUGUCUGCUACUUAGCGGAAGAAAAGCCACCAUCUACGCGAGUGCAUGAUGACACUCUCAUCACCCUCACUUUCGAGUCAUCACGACCUGUGGAUAUCCAUCCAAGCCAAAACUGCGUGCUGGAGUUGACGGAGUUCCUGCGCAAACGCUCACACGAGCUGUUAGACUGGGAGGAAGAUGAGAGUACAGUUAACGACGACUGUGUCCGUACUUGGACGGUCUCCACGCCUCCAACUCCAGAUGCACCUUGCAUCCUCUCUAUCACAAUGAGAGCGAUCAAAGGCGGUCUUAUCACUCCAAUUUUAUAUCAGCUUGCUAGGAGUGUUGAUCCGCAGCUGACUGGUGAACCCAUUGAUGUCGCAGACCUGAAGGUCUGCGCUCGACUGCGAGGUGUCGGAGGCGAUCUUCCUCAUGCGACUGGUGGGCGACGGCUGCUGUGGAUUGCUGGUGGAAUUGGCCUCACGCCUUUCCUGAGCUUGACUCGUCAUGUUACAAACCUCGCUGCUCGGGGAUUCGGAGUCUGGGACGUGACGCUCGUCCUUUCAACGCGGGAGCCGGAAGUUAUGCUCAGCUUGAUUCAAGAAGCGUUUGUGAACAUGUCAUCCAGCAAAGUGGACGACCUCCAGUCACCCCCCGGCCUUACAUUCUCCAUUCAUGUCUACUCCCCAAAGUUCCAGUUAGUCUGAGUCUUUUCCGCCGUUCGUCUCCCUAAUCCCGCACGAAGGACGCCUUGACGACAGUGGAACUCUUUUUGGCAGUGUAGACGCAAAGUUUCGGGAGACGCAUAUAUGCGGCCCGUUGCCUUUCGUUAGCAAUGCUAUGAAGUCACUCCAAGCUGCUGGAGUGGAUCCAGAGCGCGUAAAGCGAGAGAGAUUCACGUAUUGAUAAAGAGGCUGAGCAGAUCAAGGCGUAUAACGGGACGGUAUUUACCUUUCAGUGGGGCUAAGAAAUCUAGGGAGUCUUGUUUAUGAAUUGGCAUUUUCAGAAUGUCGACAGAAUAGAAUGAAUAUGGCCUAGACUGCGGUGCGGGGUACGGCACGAAGGAAGUGGCGGAAUGCCGCCAAGAUUCGUUGGGGGCAUGGGAAAUUUG
This is a messenger RNA of Suillus subalutaceus, 2268 nucleotides long. RefSeq lists its product as uncharacterized. The coding region runs from base 203 to 1864 and encodes 553 amino acids. Gene Ontology annotation, molecular function: oxidoreductase activity. The transcript has 7 exons. The record is from RefSeq and is a predicted model, not a curated record. Lineage: Eukaryota; Fungi; Basidiomycota; Agaricomycetes; Boletales; Suillaceae.